Centropristis striata (black sea bass) is the source of this 6599-nucleotide messenger RNA. It is a transcript of the gene lamb2l, whose product is annotated as laminin, beta 2-like. NCBI's taxonomy places the organism in Eukaryota, Metazoa, Chordata, Actinopteri, Perciformes, Serranidae. The transcript has 35 exons. Gene Ontology annotation, biological process: basement membrane assembly; substrate adhesion-dependent cell spreading; cell migration. Bases 325 to 5856 code for a protein of 1843 amino acids. The record is from RefSeq and is a predicted model, not a curated record. Gene Ontology annotation, molecular function: extracellular matrix structural constituent. Gene Ontology annotation, cellular component: laminin trimer.
GGUCCCGCACGCCGUGUUCCCAUUGGCCGGCGGUGUUCCCUCUGUUUUUACAUCGCUGCCGUCAGUUGUGCUUUCAAGUUUGUUUUACACAUUCUGGCGCACAUACACACCACACAUGUGCAUGCACGCGUAAAUAUACACAUUGGGGUUCAGGGCCCGCACACGUGCACACUCGGACACGGGACUCUACGCACACACAUACACACACACUGUCAGACGAAAGUGGGAGACAGAGUGAGUAAUCCUGACCACGCAGUGCAGAGGAGAGUGAGGUGACCUGUGGCUGUCUAGAGAGACAGCCUGGUGUCCAAACGUUGAGGCAUCAUGAUGCCCAUCAUGGCUGUGUAUCUGAGCCUCCUCAUGCUGGCCCCAUGUGUGUUUGGACAGGAGCUCCCAUCAGGCCCUCAUGGCUGCACGGAGGGAAGCUGUUACCCUGCGACAGGAAACCUUCUGAUUGGACGGGCUGUCAAUCUAACCACCACCUCUACUUGUGGCCUGAACGGGCCCGAACAAUACUGCAUUGUCAGCCAUCUGCAGGAGUCAGACAAGUGCUUCGAGUGUAACUCACAACAUCGCUACGACCCGUCUCGCCACAGAAACAGCCACCGCAUAGAAAAUGUCAUCUACCUCAUGGACAGAAAUGGAGACAACACCUGGUGGCAGUCUGUCAACGGAGAGGAGCAUGUCAGCAUCAGACAGGACCUGGAGGCUGAAUUCCACUUCACACAUCUCAUCAUGAAGUUUAAGACUUUCCGACCUGCAGCUAUGAUCAUCGAGCGUUCAGCUGAUUUCGGCCGCACAUGGCGCCCCUACCGCUACUUUGCCUCAAACUGCACCAGGACCUUUCCAACCAUCGCCGCCAAUGGCCUGCACCACAUCAACGACGUCAUCUGCGAGGAGCGCUACUCCGACAUCGAACCCUCCACUAAUGGAGAGGUCAUUUAUAAGGUUUUGGAUCCUGCCAUUCAUGUGAAAGACCCCUACAGCUUGGACAUCCAAGAGCUUCUGCGUAUCACCAACCUGCGUAUUAACUUUACCAAGCUCAACACUCUCGGAGACGACCUUCUGGACCGACGCUUUGACGUCCUGCAGAAAUAUUACUUUGCCAUCUAUGAGCUGGUGGUCCGAGGGAGCUGCUUCUGUUACGGACAUGCCUCAGAGUGCGCCCCAGUGCCAGGCGUGGACGCCCGGGAGAACGGCAUGAUUCACGGUCGCUGUGUAUGCAAACAUAAUACAGAGGGCCUGAACUGCGAGCGCUGCAGACAUUUCCACAACGACCUGCCAUGGAGACCAGCAGAGGCAGAGAACCCACACACCUGCAGAGAGUGUAACUGUAACAGCCACUCCAGCCAGUGUCACUUCGACAUGGCGGUGUAUUUGGCUACAGGCAACACCAGUGGAGGAGUGUGUGACGACUGUCAGCACAACACUAUGGGACGCAACUGUGAGAUGUGCAAACCUUUCUACUACCAAGACCCCGUUAGAGAUAUCAGGGACCCUCAAGUCUGUGUUGCUUGUGACUGUGACCCAGUCGGCUCGCUGGAGGGAGGAGUGUGUGACAGUCACACCGACCCAGACAUGGUGAUGAUCGCAGGCCAGUGCCGCUGCAAAGCCAACGUCAAAGGCAUACGCUGCGACGACUGCAAGGAGAGUUAUUAUGGACUGAGUCAGAACGACCCGCUGGGCUGUCAACCCUGCAACUGUGAUCCUCGCGGCAUCAUCAUGAUGGGAGCUCCCUGCGACCAGAUCAGUGGCGACUGCUCCUGUAAAAGAUAUGUCACCGGCCGCUACUGUAACCAGUGUCUGCCUGAGUACUGGGGGCUCAGUAACGACCUGGCCGGCUGCAGACCGUGUGACUGUGACUUCGGUGGAGCCUUCAACAACAGGUGCAUGAUGGAGAACGGCCAGUGUGACUGCAGGAGGCAUCUGAUUGGUCGACAGUGUUCGGAAGUUCAGCCUGGCUAUUUCUGUGCUCCGCUGGACUACUACAAAUACGAGGCCGAAGAUGCCACCGGAUCAUCUCCUGGUGACUCAGCACUGCCGGGCAAAGUUCGUCCUCAGGCAGAGACCGACUGUGUUCAGCACCUCAGUAACCAGCUCAGGAGGCACCGCCGUCACCGUCGCAUCACCCAGUCAAACUCUCAGCAACAUCGGGCAGCACUGAGACGUAUCCGCCAGCUUCAACAAACACCGGAUAUGACUCAUGUUCAUAGAGAGCGCACUCCCAGCCACAUGGUGACAUGGACAGGACCUGGCUUUGCCCGUGUCAAAGAUGGUGCCGGUUUGGUUUUCACUAUCGACAACAUCCCCUACGCCAUGGAGUAUGACAUCAUGAUCCGCUACGAACCUGAGUCCACAGAGGACUGGGAGGCUAUAGUGAGUAUUACAUCUGUCCUGCUGCCGUCCAGUCUGCGGUGUGGAAACCUCCUACCAACUGAACAGCUCUACACAGUGACUCUGCCUCACCGCAACAGAUACAUCCAGAUGCCCAGGCCAUUCUGUUUCGAGCCCAGUAAUCGUUACGUGGUUGCAAUCAGGUUCCAGCGCCAUGGGGUCUCACACAGGCAUCUGACUGCCUUCAUUCUUAUCGACUCGCUGGUUCUGAUCCCCAAAUACACUGAGCUUCCUGGACUUCAAGGUAACGAGCCGGAGGCAGAGCAGCGGCGGGAGGAGAUGAUUCGAUACAUGUGUCUGGAUUCCUUUAUGAUCACGCCCAUGCCCGCCCUGGCUGAGAUGUGCUCCAAACUCAUCUGUAGCAUUUCAUCCAUCAUUCACGAUGGUGCACUGUCCUGUCAGUGUGACCCUCAGGGCUCCCUCAGUGGUGAGUGUGACAGAGUGGGAGGUCAGUGUCGUUGUAAGGCGAACGUGAUGGGUCGACGCUGUGACCAGUGUGCACCAGGAACCUACGGCUUUGGAGUAAACGGCUGCACUGCCUGUGACUGCCACUCAGAGGGCUCACUGAGCCACCAGUGUGACCCGGCUACAGGCCAGUGCCAGUGCAGGCAGGGAGCCACUGGGCGCCAGUGUUCAGACUGCCAGUCCGGCCAGUGGGGCUUCCCUAGCUGCAGCCCCUGUCAGUGCAACGGCCACGCUGACCUCUGUGACCCCCACACCGGGGAGUGUAGAGACUGCAGGGACUACACAGCAGGACAUAUGUGUGAACGCUGUGUGGAUGGGUUCUUUGGAAACCCGGUGCUGGGUUCAGGGGAGCACUGUCGGCCCUGCCCCUGCCCUGGAAACCCCGGCUCAGACCACUUUAACGCCCACUCCUGUCAAGCUGACCACACCUCCAACCAGAUCAUCUGCAACUGCAGACAAGGCUACACUGGGCCCCGCUGUGACCAGUGCGCCCCAGGUUACUAUGGAAACCCAGAGCAACCUGGUGGGCAGUGCCUUCCGUGCAGUUGCAGCGGCAACAUCGACACGAAGGACCCUGAGUCAUGUGACCCCAGAACUGGCCAGUGCCUCAAGUGCCUGUACCACACCGACGGUCCGUCCUGUGCCCACUGUCAACACGGUUACUAUGGCAACGCUCUGGCCCACGACUGCAGACGCUGUACCUGUGUGACUGCUGGCACCGUCCCGUCUGCCUGCACUGAUGGACAGUGUUACUGUGACCGUGAAACCGGGGCCUGCCCUUGCAGGCAGAACGUUGCCGGCCAUAACUGUGACCAGUGUGCUGCUAACCACUGGAACUACGGUCAGGACUACGGCUGUGAGCCGUGUGGCUGCCACACACAACACGCACUGGGGACUCACUGCAACAUGUUCACAGGCCAGUGCCACUGUCGUCCUGGCUUUGGAGGUAAACAGUGCACCGACUGUGAGCAGUUCCACUGGGGGGACCCGCAGGUGCAGUGUCAAGAGUGUAACUGCCACCCGCUGGGCUCAGAGAUGGCCCAGUGUGACCCAUUAACUGGGGUGUGUGAGUGCAGGGAGGGAGCGGCGGGGAAGCGCUGCGAUGAAUGCGCUCGUGGCUUCACCGGCGACUUCCCCAGGUGCGUCCAGUGUCACCCGUGCUUCCAGCUGUGGGACGAUGCAGUGUGCCAGAUCAAAAGGGACCUGGAUCACAUCCAGUACACCGUGGAGAAGAUCCUGGAGAGCGGAGUCACCCCGGGGGUGGAGGACUCACACAUCAAAGAGCUGGAGAGGAAGCUGAAACAGGUUCAGGAUCUGAUCAGUGGGGAGGACAGCGAGAGGGUCCACCAGCUGAUUGGACAGAGUAUUGAUGACCUCAGGGCUGAGAUCGCCCUGACCGACGGGCGUCUGAUGGAGGUCACCCGAGAGCUUAAUACCACAGCAGAAGAAGAAACGGCACUGAGACACACAUUGAGUGGCCUAGAGAGAGAGCUGAGGGACAUCAACACCACUGUGGCUGACAAACGACGCCUGCUGGAUGAUUACCUCACCAGAGGAUUUGCAGAUCAGUUUGAGAAAGUGAAGAAGUUCUAUCAGGAGUCAGUGAGGGCUGAGUUGAAAUGCAACGCCUCGGUGUACGGUCCUCUCAGUCCUGUUGAACAGUCCAAAGAAACCCGUGCUGUCACUGAAGACCUGCUGGACGCCAGGAAAGACAAGUUCCUCCGCGCUGUGGCUGCUCAGAACAAAUCAUUAAACGAGCUGCAACAGAAAGCUCAUGACCUGGAUAAGAAGGUGCAUCACCUCAGUCACAAGGUAUGUGGUGGUCACAGCAAUGCUAGUGUCAACGGCAGCUGCCCAGACAGCCGAUGCGGCGGCGCCGGUUGUCGUGACGAUGAGGGCAGUCGUGUAUGUGGAGGAGAGGGAUGCAACGGGACAGUGAGCGCUUCUCUCUCAGCUCUGAAUCACGCCCGGAACGCCACCGACAGCCUGAGCGCCGCCAACGAGGAGCUACAGAGCGUGGCCAGAAAGCUCCAGGAUAUAGCCUCUCUGACACAGGAUGUGAAGAACCAGGCGAAGAACACACUGGAGAAAGCGCAGAAGAAGAAGGACCACUUUGAAAACACAAACAAGAAGCUCAAAGAUUUCAUUAAGAAGAUCAAAGACUUCCUCACUGAGGAGGGAGCAGAUCCCGAGAGCAUAGAGAAGGUGGCUCUGCAGGUGUUGUCCAUCACCCUGCCGGUCAACAGGACCGCUCUGGACAGGAUGGUCAUGCAGAUAAAGGACAGCCUCUCUAACCUCACGAACAUGGAGGGGAUCAUCAACCAAACCUCACAGCACAUCGGCAAAGCCAAGGAGCUGCUCAACGACGCUAAAGAUGCUAAGAGUCGAGCAGAGGGAGUGAAGGAUGUAGCCAAUAAAACCAAGCAGGCCUUGGAUGAGUCUGAGAAGGCCAUAGAGAAAGCAGGAGCAGCCCUGAAGGAGGCCCGCAGCAACCUCAACAGCACAAGGAAUGCUACAGCUGAGGUGGAUGAGAGGCUGACGCAGCUGGAGGAGAAGCAGAUGGAUGUCAUGAUGCGUUUAAACAACCUCUCCAUGGAGGUGGAAGCUCUGAGGAACAAGACAGAACAGAACAGGCGGAUGGCAAAGGACGCCAAAGCACUGGCUAAUAACGCUACGCACCUCGCAACCUCACUGGAGCAGAGCCUCAACGACACAGAGAAACGGUACCAGGAGCUGCAGGAGAAGGUGGACUCUCUGGGUGGGGAGCCUGGAGCCAACCUCGACCAGAAGGCCAAGGACAUGAAGAAGGAGGCAGAAGACCUCCUCAGCAAAGCCACCAAGGGGAUAGAACAGCUCAAGAAACUGGAGAAAAAGUUCAAGAGUAACGAGCAGCGGAUGGAGAAGCAGCGCAUGGAGCUGGACGAGCUGAAAGAAAACGCCACGGUGGCUCGGGACGAGAUCCGGGCUCAAGUUCAGAAGUACAGCAGCUGUGAGUGAGGAUGUUACACUUCCUGUUUACCGUUUGCUGCUGUAGGCCGGAGCAGAGUCGAGACUGAUUAUAACUGUGACUGGGACAGAAAACUACAUGGCCCAUCAAACUUAAACGCUGCUUUGGUACCUCUAUUCUUUCACUGCUAUAUCAAGUUUUACACAUUACCUGUCAAGUGUUAUAUCACACAAAGAGCCUUCCUCUGUCCAUGUACUGUACCACUGUUUGACUCUGAGACAGCCACACUCUUCUUAAUGGUGUUUGUCUUUAAGCUAUUACAACAAGUGGAUGACCUGUGGAUUUGUUUCAUUGUAUAGGCUAUGAUCAUUCAUUUCAUGAAUAAUAAUAAACAGAAGAAAUAUAUCAGAAUAUGUUAUCAGAAAUUUGUUAUUUUGACCAAAAGUGCUUUCAAGAUUUUGUAUGUUUUUGCUGUAAUUUGACCACAUUAGUAUGGUAUUUACAAUAUGACAUUCCUAUUAAGAAAUAUGCAGAAAAGUAUGAUUUUUAAAAUGAAAUGUGUUUAUUUUUUAUUACAAAAGAAACUUUUGAUUAAAUACAUAUAAAUGCAUACACAAUAUUCUUAUAAGCUAAAUUCAUUCUGACGUGUGAUGAUGGAGAAAAAAUAAAUUUGAUACUGUUUAUGUAAAUUCAUCAUGUGUCCUGUUUCUGUUGUUGAACACAUUGUGACAGUAAAUAUGUUGUUUCAUAAAUUGUCACAAGGGGGCGCCGUCUACUUAACAAGCCACUGUGU